GCCCCCGGUCCCCUCGGCGGCGCUGAGGCGGGACGGCCCGCGGGGCUCAGGUGAGCCGGGCAGAGCUGCGCUGCGCUGCGACGGACCGCGGCCCCGCCUCGGCACCCCGGAAGGCGACCUGAGGGGCAGGGCGGUGCCCUGAGGAAGGCUGCGGAGGUUCCAGAUGGACUCCCGUGCGGCGCCCGGAGCCGGCACGCUGUAGCGGCGGCGACGUCCCGUUUCCCGCCUCUCGUCCCGGCCGCCUUCUCUCACAGUUCUGAAGUUCUGUAAAAACUUUGAAGCCUGUUUCUACUAGCACUGGCAACUGAAGUUCAUCUGUGAAACAGAACCAUUGCAGAGAAGGAACUGCUGCAAUUUUGGAAUACAGAAGACCACCUUCAUCUUUGCAGAGGUGACACAUCUCAAUGGAUGGGCCAUUGUGACAGUGAGGGUGCUGCAAAUUGACAAUGGGACUCUGCUUCUCUAAGCCACUGUCAAAGACUAUGGUGUGAGCAGAUCUGAGAGCACAAGAAGAAUCAGUGGGAAUCUUGGAUGGACAAAGAGGUACCCUGGUUACAUUUUAGAUUCUGACAGAAGACUUCAGUUUUGCUUCCUGAAGAGAAUUGUCCUUCUUCCCAAAAAGCUGGUGUACUUGUGUGGAGAGGCCAUGGAUUCUUCCUGAAGAUAGUGUGUUCGCUGGUGUUUGACAGCUCGGGGCUGCUGGCGAGGAGCUGCUCGGCCUGGGGAGCUGCCAGGAACACGAUGCCCUGCCCUGCUCUCGGCCUUGGGAAGCUGUGAGUUGCUCAUGUCCAUAAGGAGGAAGGAUGGCUCAUGGAAUUCCUUCACAAGGCAAAGUUACCAUAACGGUGGAUGAGUACAGCUCCAACCCGACGCAGGCCUUCACGCACUACAACAUUAACCAGAGCAGGUUCCAGCCUCCGCAUGUGCACAUGGUCGACCCUAUCCCAUAUGAUACUCCAAAACCAGCGGGCCACACGCGAUUUGUCUGCAUCUCAGACACACACUCCAGAACAGAUGGCAUCCAGAUGCCUUAUGGGGACAUCCUUCUCCACACGGGCGAUUUCACCGAGCUGGGACUGCCCUCAGAGGUUAAGAAGUUUAAUGACUGGUUAGGAAACCUGCCAUAUGAAUAUAAAAUAGUGAUCGCUGGGAAUCAUGAACUGACAUUUGAUAAGGAAUUCAUGGCAGACCUUGUUAAACAAGAUUACUACCGCUUUCCUUCUGUGUCCAAAUUGAAACCAGAGGACUUUGACAAUGUUCAGUCACUCCUGACAAAUAGUAUUUACUUACAAGAUUCAGAAGUAACAGUUAAAGGAUUCCGGAUAUACGGUGCCCCAUGGACACCGUGGUUUAAUGGAUGGGGCUUUAACCUACCCAGAGGUCAGUCUUUGCUAGACAAGUGGAACCUUAUCCCUGAGGGCAUUGAUAUACUAAUGACACAUGGACCUCCCCUUGGUUUUCGAGACUGGGUUCCAAAAGAGCUGCAGAGAGUUGGCUGUGUGGAACUGCUAAACACAGUGCAAAGGCGAGUAAGGCCCAAACUCCAUGUCUUUGGUGGGAUCCAUGAAGGUUAUGGCAUUAUGACAGACGGUUACACAACGUACAUCAAUGCUUCAACGUGUACAGUCAGCUUUCAACCAACCAAUCCUCCAAUUAUAUUUGACCUUCCAACCCCUCAAGGAUCAUGAAGCACUGCUGCACGUUUGGAACUGAGGAAGGUCUAUAAACUGCCAUUUUCUAAUUACAAUACUUGCAUUCUGUUACAUGUUUAUUUCAAAAUUUUUUGUGGGGGGCAUUUUUGGGAGGGAGAGUUGAGGGGUUUUUGUUUUGGGGCGGGGUUUUUUUUAGUAAAUUGCUGGUGCAACGAAACAAGACGAAAAGUUAGAGGUUGUGCUUUUUGGAAAUGCAGCGUUCAUUUGGAAUCGGACAAGCAUUGUGAAUUUGUAAAAUUAAUUUUGUUUUUCAAUAAACUGCCAUUGUAAAUUGUUAUAGUGUUCUCAAAAGGACAGCCAAGCUUUCUUUUAAGAAGUGAGAGACCUUAUUUUAAUAUUAUAUGAUAAGCUAAAAAAAAAAAUAGGCAGCAUUUAAAAACACCCAAAUUUGCACAACUUUUGUUAAUGUCGGGUUUUUUUUUUUUUCAAUGUCUUCUUUUCCCUGUGGUCUAAAUGUUAGCUUUUCAUCUCUCCAUUUAUAUUCGUUUUUCUUCCUUUCUUUUUUACCUUUUUUUUAUAGCAUAGACAAGACUUUGGGGUCCAUUUGCCUCUUGAUAUGUGUGCGUGUACUGAAACUUGUUUCUGUUCACAGUAAAAAUGCAGCGAGGGGAGAAUAGACUUCUCAGUUGUUUGUUUGUCACUACCUGCUUUGUACGGUAAAGAAUGGUAUAGAUAGCCAGUUCCGUGGCUGCAGAUAAUCCAUAAAUGGCAAGAGAACUUCUUGAGGUUAUGGUUCAUUGUAUGCCUACAGAAUGACAAACACAAUGGAACCUGCUGGUAUUGUGGCAAUGCAGCUAAGUAUUUAAUAACAGAAUCUUCUUUUCAAAUAGCACUUACUGCUGUGAAAAUGUAGUUUCAAAAAAAGAAAAUAAAGUGUUUCCACAAUUCUGCACCUGCAGUAGUGUGAAUACAAGAAAUGAGGAGGGAAACAGCUUUCCCAUUUGUCUUAGUAAGUUGACAACUAUUAAGCCUCCUGGUGAUAUUGAAAUCUUAUUGUAACCAAAGAUCAGUUCUUCAUUUUGGGUGUCAGCUCAGAAUCUUUUCUUUUGUCAGUCAGCAAUGGUAGAAUAGAGAGCUGGUUUUCUCAACCACACCUGUUUACUGACAAAAAACUAUAUGUUUAAGAACAUCUAUAUUUAACAUGGCUGUCCUUCCUCAGAUAAAGCUUAUUCUUGGAGGACAAAAAAAAAACAAAAAAAACCACCAAACACAACCUUACAUAUAAUGCACCCUGCGUUAUUCUCUCUCACUGGUAUUUUGUUUGUUCUUAUCACAUAAGGAGGAAGGAUCCAUUUCCUGGAAUUCUUCACUGUGCCAUGAGCUUCUAGAACAGAGCCAUUGCACCUGGAUUGCUCUCCAGCCUCCUGAUGGACCUGGCAGCUCUUCACUGCAUGCGUGUAGCUAGGACAGGUGCAGUCUGUGAUGCAGCAGGCAAAUAAGUGAUGAAUUAGCUUACUUCAAACUCUCUGAAGAUCAGCACUAGCAUAGAUUCUUUGAAAGAUCUGAAGCAGCAAAUAACAGAUUAUGCAGGGACUCUCCCAGGAAAACCUCAGCUUCAUCUCUGUGACAGCAGUGCUCAACCAAGGCUACGACCUGCUUGAGUUGGUGUUACGUAUCCAGUGUGAGAGUCCUUUUAGUGUGGAGCACACAGCAAGCAAGAAUCAGGGAGAGCAGGAACCAGAGGACAAGAGUGCUCUCGCAAUGGCCCUCCAGAGCUCAGUCCAGCAAUUGGCCAGGUUCCUGCAGGUGAGGGGUGAUCAGCACAGCACAGGACCCUGCCCAAACAGCUGAGCAACCUGACUGUGUGAUGUGUGCCUGACUGCACCAUGAUUGCAUCUCUGCGUAAAGGAGCAUCUUCAGUGCUGCAGCCCAUUUGCUCCUCAGCUGAACCAGGUCUGCUCGUGAUGGCCAUUGGCUGAGCACUGGGACUGCCCUGCCUCUGGGACUGCCUGCCAGCACUGAGAAAAGGCUUCUGAGAUGAGAGGCAACAAGUGUUCUCUGAUGGCAACAUUAGAGGAUGUUUGCACCCAAAACAAAACGGUAUCUGUCUAGAAUAUAAAUAAGCAUAAACAGGUAACAGUACUGCUCUGUCAACCAGGAAUGAGUAACUGAGCUAGGCAAUUUCCCAAGCCCAUCAUAGUCCCUUACACUCUAGAAAGCUGCUAUGAUCCCGUAAUAAUCACUGGAUGUUAGCUUUCCAUUUGGGUAGUUUGUCCAAUAUAAUUCAGCCAGGACUUAUGGCUCAUCCUUACAAUAAUAGGUCACCAUAUGUUUCACAUCUGGUCCUUCAGAAAAGCCAUAUUGCACACGAUACCAACUAUUUUAGGGUACAGUCUCCAGAGAUCCUUAAGUGUGACUAGCAGUCUUGACAGUUUAUCAGUUUCAUUAAUCAGCAUUAAAACCUCAUUUUACUAUUAACAAGCAUAAUUAGUACUAGUCCAAAUGACAACUAAAAUAAGCAACUUCACUGGUUUUGUUUUUAGCAAGCUGAUAAAGCUGGGUUGUUUCUUUGUUUGUUUGUUUGUUUGUUUUCUAAAAUAAAGGCACCUAAAAAGCCAACAGCAAGUCCACCAUUUUGCCACCAAAACUCAUUUGUCCAAAUUAACCUAAGUUCUCCAGUGAUGAUAGAGCAGAAUUGUGUUUAGUCAGACAACAAGGUUAAGGUUAUGGACUUCUUCAUGUUCGUAUCUCUCAGAAAUCAGCUAUCUGUAGUUUGUAAUAGGAGAGGGGGCUGUGUUAGAGUUGUCUGCAGUUUCUGAAUAUUCACUGUUAGCUGAAGGCUUCAGUCUAAAGUCAGGAUCUAACUAGCUUUUAUAUGAGAGAGAAAAGGCAAAAAUAAUCCCAUUUACAGACAACAGUAUGCAGAGAAAAUGUCUUCUCUUGCCCCAAACACCACAUCCUGGGACCUGCUGGUAUUUGUAGCUUGAAACACUUCGUUUUCUAUAGGUUUACUAUAGAGGAUUGAAACUUGAUACAAAUUCUUUAUGUGAAAAGUAUUUCACAUGAAGUUUUCCUGUGAGAAUAAAACACAGGAGCCUCCAUUACUCACUGACUGCCUUGCACAGUUUUGUGCACAUCUUUUGUUCUUAGCCUGUGUCCUAACAGCCUUUUCUCAACAUACCAUCCCCUAAGAUAUUAAUAAGAGGAGAGUAUGCAGAGUGCAGAACUAUUUUCUAACUUUCAGUAGUCCGUAUUGUGAGACAGCUCCCUGCAAGAAGUCAGCCAGGCAAGCUGUGAAAAAUCUUUACAAAGAGCCAGAAUGCAAUAAUUUGGUUCUCUUCUCCAUUACUCGCCAAACGAAAAUUCUCCUUGUGCUCCACACAGUGCAGUCUGGCAGCUUUUUAACAUCACCAGCUUGGGGGGUGCUUUCGGAAGGACUCCCUUGUGUGCCACUGCUGAAUGGGCCGGCACAGCAGGCCCUGUGCUCUUCAAGUAAAAUGCUUUUUUCUUCCCUAUUUAAAGAAGAGUUUCUUUCCAUUACGUUUAGCGAACAUUUGGGAUUUCUGGACCCCAGGUGGAAUAUAACAGGAAGGUAUAUGUGCUGCCUUCAAACCUUGGGGGGAUAAGGGCUAAUUUCCAGGUGGCUCAUUAUAACAGGAAAUUGUCUAAAAGUGUUGUGAAAUUCUGGACAUGCCUUUGCUCUGCAUAUGCCUGGUGGGCCCUUCUUCCAAGAGCAAAGAAUUCCUUCAGUACUUACAGUCAAAAUUUCCCCUUUUCUUUUUGAUGGGCAGAAAGCUGUUUGAUCCUUCCAGCAUGAGGGUGGCUAAUUUAGUAUGGGUUUGGUGAGCAGCUUUGGGCACUUUGCAUCACAGCGAAUGACAUAGACUACUUCCUUUGUAGCUGCUUCUGUGUCAUAGCUACAAAGGCAGGAAAGGCAUUUAUUCCAAUAGCUGCAGUAAGACUGGAUUUAUUCCCUAUCUCACCUUCAGAUAAAUACUGGGGUACGUAGUGUGGGUCCUGACCCAGAGCCACACUGUGAUGUCCUUUUCUGGGCCACUGCUGUCGGUGCAGGCUGGCUCCCUGUCAGGCUGGGAUGUGGAGCAGGAGGCAGUGGAAGUGGUUUGAAAGCUGUCACUUCUGCGAGCGCCCAGAGCUGUGAUGCUAAUCAAGAGAAAGGCAGGAGAUGGACUGGGUUCUUUACAUGAGCAGGUCUCCAGGGGUUGAAAUUUAUUUUAAGGUUGUGCUUAUUUUUAGAGCGUUUCUUGCUGUUGUUGUCAAACCUAUGCUAAAACAAUUACUGUUGCUGAGGGUCACCAGGAGUUCAGCCGUGCUGAAAACCUCCCAGCACCGCUCCGAGGGCCUGCAUGGCCAGGCAGGGCAGCCCACACAGACACCGUCGCUUAAAGAAACAGCAGCUUCUUGCCUUCCCUCUUUCUACUUGUAAAAUGAAAAGCAUAUUUGAGCCCUUUUACCUUGUGUCAUCAAGGCACAUUGCCAAAAUCCAGUUCCAGGUACCCCUGCACCAGCCCUGCCAUGCCCUUGCAUGACCUGGCUGCUCUGUUCUUGGGCUGUUCCAGUGCAGCCCACGAGACAGGCUCUCCAAUAAAGCAAGAUAGAGACAAACUAAAGCCAUAACAAGAACCAAACCCAAGUCUUCCAAGGUAGCCCUUCAAACACGCUCCCCCCGUGCUCAGCUGCGGGCCUCAAACCACUGCGUUUCUGUCUGGCCAAAGUGUGUGCAAAGGGACAGACUGCUGUCUGCACGCCUCUUUGGUUUAAUUCUCCCAUUUCCUAACUGAUACACAAAAUCAUUUCUUAAGUGACAUCAUUUUUACAUUUAGAAGAGUUAAGAUACUGAUUUUUCUGGUCAGUCCAUUGGCUGCGGAAUCACUAAGUGAUGCAGGGCAGCUGUUCCUGCACUUUUAAAGUGUUACUGCUGAGAACUUUAUACAUAUAAAGGCAUAAAUAAACCUGCACUAAGAAGAAAGAGUGUGGUAGAAACAGUGGAGAUCCUGGGCUGUCUGUUCAAGGCAAAGACAAGAACUUUCUGAAGAUGUGACAGAGCACCAUGGCUCUCCUCUCCACCAGCGAAGGACUCAACAAUCCAAGUAAGCACUGUAUUCCUUGUAUUUAAACCACAUUUAUUCUUUUCAAGGCCAUAAAAAGCAGAACACGUGGGAGGCCAUAUCUUCCCCCAAAAGGUUUAUGUUUUGGCAGUUAUGCUUCAAAUGAGAGUGGGACAAAAGUUGUUGCUCUGGGGAGGGAGGAAGGAUUUAAACAACAAAAAAUUUAAAAAACUGCCUGCUUUCACUUACCUGAUGCACUUUCUGAAGCAGAGCAUUGACUGCUGUAAAUCUGCAUGCCUUGCUGAGGAGCUGUACUGUUUCAGAUGGAAAGCUACUUUACAUGUUUUUGUGCAUUUGUGUAUGUAUUUUAUAUAUAAAUGCAAAAUGACAUUGUUUUCACUCUGUGUGUGUGUGUGUCUAUACAUGCAUAUAUGUAUACAUACACACCAAAAUGUGAAAGAAUGUGCUGAUAUUUUGUACCUUGACAUGCAUGCACAGCAGCUAAGGCACCUGGUUUCAUGGGACAUGUGCACACACAUGCAAGGACAGUUACUUUAGAACUGUUUUUGUUGUAUCCAACCAGGAGGAUUUUUAAUAGCAGUACUCAGGAAGCUGCAAGAGAGAUUUGUUUUCAGUUUCUCAGCCAUUCAUGAAAAAUAUCUGCUCAUGGAUUAACUUGCUUAUAAAGUCAGAGCUCUGGUUGUAAGCAAUCUUCAGCACAGGCCUCUUAUAUGAUAUAGAAGAGUUGCACUUCUCACCACAAACAGAUUUUAUUGGGUACUGGGGAACUGCAGUGAAACAGGUGCAAGCCUGAUCCUGCAGCCAGUGGAGUCAAAGUUUUUGCCACAAAUCUCAAAACUGAAGAUGACACCAGCUUCUGGUGGAAAUAGAGGAUGUUUUGUUCUGUGAUCAACAUGCUUAUACAUAAUAAUUAAAAGUGUGGGUACCAGACAAGCACAGCAGAUUCAAAGUAAUUUCUCGAUGGAGAGACUGGCGCCUUCGGGAAAGGGUCAGUCUUUAUUGCCUGUGAUGGUGCUGUCAGCAUAAAUAAUUAUCAUGAACUUCAACUUCAAGCAAUCAAACUUCAUUGUAUUGAAGGAGCCCCAUUAAAUGCUUAGAUUGUUCUUAAUUUGAUCUAGUGCGGUCAAUUCCCUCGGGAAAGAGAGGCUGAAAAAAAUCAAUAUGCCAUCGCAAAGGAAGCAGAGGUGUUCUGUCUCAUCUAGCAGAGGAAGGAGAACCAUCUGAGGAAUGGGAGCCCAUCUCGUCCUGCUGAAACAAGAGUGAUGUAUUUUCUGGAUGUGGAAGAUGCUCAUCAGAAGCACUGGAACCACUUGGAGCAGAUGACAAGUUUUGAAGACCAGAUUAGAGGAUGACUCAGAACUUUAACAAAGAAAACAACAUGCAGGAGUUGGCUGUGGCUCAGUGGCCUCACAGCAGUUGUCGGUCUCCAUCCCUCCUUCCUUCCAAGGAACAACGUGGCCUUUCUCCAGCUCUGCCUUGGUGACUGCCAUGCCCCCAUCUUUCCCCUCCAGCAGGAUUGCCCCUGCAGGUCACAUGUUGGUGGAUCAGGAGCUCGUUCAAUCCAGUAGACAGACACACAGCUAAAGCUGAACUUCUUCAGCAGCUACUCCAAGAAAAGUGAAUG
Molecule: messenger RNA, 8363 nt
Organism: Phasianus colchicus (ring-necked pheasant)
Lineage: Eukaryota; Metazoa; Chordata; Aves; Galliformes; Phasianidae
Source: RefSeq, a predicted model, not a curated record